CUUACAAAGUUCAUAUUUCGCCUUCCCCUGUGUCCCCUGCCUCAAGAUACCCAGGGAACAGUGUGUUAAGAGUGUGCAGGCACCCGUGGUGGCCACCAUGGGUAAACACCGCCCUCCUGUGCCCAGGAACACGCAGUCAGGAACCGGCAAGAGCAAGCAUCACCGCCGUUCCUCCACCUCGUCUGCCGCUUCCAGCGACCACUCCUCCCACUCCAGCCCCUCCAAAGGACUCCCUGCCGCCCCCCCUGCCCCAGGACGACCCAAGGCUGCACGUACCCACGAAGACAUGGACGCCACAGGGUACCAGCACAGGCCGAGUUCCCCUGCAGCUACGACGCCGUGGCAGCCCUGGAGGACGAGGAACCCUCUCUCAAGACGCACAACCGCAUGGGUCGAGACAGAAGCUCAGUCCUCAUUCCGCUCGACGAAAUCAGCUUUCGCCUCCUGGAGGAGACAGCCAACGAUCCUGGGGCCUCCAUCAGGGUGAUAAAACUCGCUCCACAAACCCAGGUUACCAAAGGUAUCGUCAUGGGAUACCCACUCCGUCUCCCUCUCUCCAUCCUCCAGCGCCAUCCCCAGGUAGAGGAAGCGGUGCGCUGCCAGACUUCACGCCACAAGGAGGACACAAGGCAAGUUCUGGUAACUCUGAGAGGCCCGCUAAUCCCGUCUCUCACCCUAGGCAACUGGGGAACGUUCUACCUCCGCCCCUAUGUGCCCGAACCCCUACGAUGCCACCGCUGCCAGAAGUUUGGACAUCACCGGGCGACUUGCAGCAGGAACCCGAUAUGCGGUGUAUGCAGUGGGCAGCACGACACCCAGAGAUGCCUCACCCGCUACAAAGCCAAGGAGGAUGUGACGCACCGCUGCCCAAAUUGUGGAGGCCCCCACCACGCCUGGAAUCCUUCCUGUCCAGUAAGACUGUCACACAUCCACCAUGGCAGGGAACUCCAGGUCAACUGGGUAAAGGAGCAGCAGACAACUACUGUUUCCCCAGCACCUCCAGGCACUUUUGUGUGGGGACAACAGCAGUCCUCAAAUCGCCCAUCACCACCACC
Messenger RNA from Eriocheir sinensis (Chinese mitten crab), 1055 nucleotides. RefSeq lists its product as uncharacterized. The transcript has 2 exons. Lineage: Eukaryota; Metazoa; Arthropoda; Malacostraca; Decapoda; Varunidae. The record is from RefSeq and is a predicted model, not a curated record. The coding region runs from base 98 to 487 and encodes 129 amino acids.